Stylonychia lemnae is the source of this 858-nucleotide messenger RNA. The record is from the annotation of a GenBank genome assembly. NCBI's taxonomy places the organism in Eukaryota, Ciliophora, Spirotrichea, Sporadotrichida, Oxytrichidae.
AUGUCAAAAUUGGAUAUUGUAGCUACCAGAACCUUCGAUCCUAAAUUCCCUCAUUUUCAUUCAGAUGGUACUGGAAGAGAUUCCUACAUAAUCAACAAUAACGGAGGUUUAAGUGUCCCUAGACCUUGGAAUCAAAGAGAUGCCCAGACUUCAUUUUUUGCUUCAACUUAGAAAUUCUACAGAAGAGAGUCACCUUCUCCAAGAAAAGAGGCCAAGCCUUUUGAAUAUAGAUCUGAUGGUUCUGGCCGUGACUCAUAUAUUCUUGCUAAUAGUGGUGGUCUUAAGAACAAAAUUCACAACUUGACUGGGGACAAAUUCUUUAAAGCUACUCUUAGAUAGAAUGAGUUACUUCCAUAUAGAACUCAUAAAACCUAAUAUGAAGCAGCCAAGGCAGACAUCACAAACUACUUAAACUGGUAUACUCCUUAAGCUUAAGGGUAGGUUGCAAUUAUGGCUAAAAAGUAAAGAGCUUUAAUUAAUAGACUCUCUCCCAUCAGAGACAUUAAUCAGUCUAUGAAUCAAGAAUCAAACAGUGGAGAACUUCUUAAUAAAACUGGAAACCUCAGCUAAAAGACUGAUCCAUUUUUGGGAUAAAGAAAAAGCGUUUCAGUUGCAUCAGGCGGGUUCCCCUAAACACUAGAUCCUAUUCAGGAGAGAGGAAGAUACCAAAACGAUUAGAGUGCAUUGAAUGGAGACUAUUACACCAAGAGAAACAAUAAAUCAGGCAAUGGACAGUAUUCCAUUAUGACUGAAUUGGAGGAAUAAAAGAGGAAGAUGAUGGAGAUGCCCCUCAGACAAAUAAACAGUAUUAAAAAGGAAGAUAUUCUUCAGUAACUGAAAAAUAAGAAAAUUGAGUGA